AUGCAGUCCUCCCCUGGAAUGUUGACCAAGUUCGAGUCCAAGUCAUCGAGAGUGAAGGGAAUUGCCUUUCACCCCAAGCGACCAUGGAUCCUCGUCUCCCUCCACUCGUCCACUAUUCAGCUGUGGGAUUACCGCAUGGGAACUCUCAUCGAUAGAUUUGAAGAGCACGAUGGACCUGUUCGAGGUAUCGAUUUCCACAACACUCAGCCUCUCUUCGUCUCUGGUGGCGAUGACUACAAGAUCAAGGUCUGGUCCUACCAGUCCCGACGCUGCCUAUUCACCCUGAACGGCCACCUCGACUAUAUCCGAACCGUCUUCUUCCAUCAUGAGCUCCCGUGGAUCAUUUCCGCCUCGGAUGACCAGACCAUCCGUAUAUGGAACUGGCAAAACCGCUCUUUGAUCUGCACAAUGACAGGCCACAAUCACUAUGCCAUGUGCGCCCAGUUCCACCCUAAAGAGGACCUUGUCGUCUCCGCAUCGCUCGACCAGUCUGUCCGCGUCUGGGACAUCUCCGGACUCCGAAAGAAACACUCGGCCCCGACAUCCAUGAGCCUCGAGGACCAGAUAGCCCGUGCCAACCGUGAACAGGCCGACAUGUUCGGCAACACCGAUGCUGUUGUCAAGUUUGUUCUCGAGGGACACGAUCGAGGCGUUAAUUGGGUUUCCUUCCACCCUACCAUGCCCCUUAUCAUCUCCGCUGGCGACGACCGUUUGGUGAAGCUUUGGCGCAUGUCUGAGACCAAGGCCUGGGAAGUCGACACGUGCCGCGGCCACUUCCAGAAUGUCGAAGGCUGCUUGUUCCACCCCCACCAGGAUCUGAUACUGUCUGCCGGCGAGGAUAAGACAAUCCGCGUCUGGGACUUGAACAAGCGCACUGCUGUCCAGUCGUUCAAGAGGGAGAGCGAUAGGUUCUGGGUAAUUGCUGCCCACCCCGAGAUCAACCUCUUUGCCGCGGGCCACGAUAACGGUGUUAUGGUCUUCAAGCUGGAGCGUGAGCGUCCCGCGUCGGCCACCCACCAGAAUCAGCUCUUCUAUGUCACCAAGGAGAAGACUGUCAAGGCCUAUGACUUCCAGAAGAAUGCCGAGAGCCCUACUCUGCUAUCACUCAAGAAGCUGGGUAGCCCCUGGGUAGCCCCCAGGACUCUGUCCUACAACCCGGCGGAGAGAUCCAUUCUGGUUAUCUCGCCAACUGACGGCGGCUCGUACGAGCUUGUGAACCUUCCCAAGGACGGAUCGGGUGCCAUUGAGCCUACAGAAUCGAAGCGCGGCUCGGGAACCUCUGCCAUCUUUGUCGCUAGGAAUCGCUUUGCCGUCUUGAAUACCAGCACCCAGGUUAUCGACAUCAAGGAUCUGUCAAACAACAUCACUCGGUCUUUCAAGCCCCCGCCGGGCACUACAGACAUCUACUUCGGAGGAACCGGUAACCUGCUCAUCAUCACCCCCACUGCUGUUCACCUAUACGACAUUCAGCAGAAGAAGAGCACCGCCGAGCUUGCCGUGAACGGGGUCAAGUAUGUGGUCUGGUCUAACGACGGCCUUUACGCUGCCCUGUUGAGCAAGCACAACGUCACCAUUGUCACAAAGACUCUCGAGCAGGUUAGCUCUCUCCAUGAGACAAUCCGUAUCAAGAGUGCCACGUGGGACGAUGCCGGUGUCCUUCUCUACUCGACCUUGAACCACGUCAAGUACACUCUCCUCAAUGGCGAUAAUGGCAUUGUCCGCACCCUCGACCAGACCGUUUACCUUGUUCGUGUCAAGGGACGCAACGUCUACUGCCUGGACCGCUCAGCCAAGCCCAGGGUCCUGCAGAUUGACCCUACUGAGUACCGUUUCAAGCUAGCUCUGGUCAAGCGGAAUUACGAGGAGAUGCUUCACAUCAUCCGCACAUCAAGUCUUGUCGGACAGUCUAUCAUCUCGUACCUGCAAAAGAAGGGCUACCCGGAGAUUGCAUUGCAGUUUGUUCAGGACCCCACCACCCGCUUCGAUCUUGCCAUUGAGUGUGGAAACCUGGAAGUAGCUGUGGAGAUGGCCAAGGAGCUGGAUCGCCCUGUCUUCUGGACGAGGUUGGGUACCGAGGCUCUUGCCCAUGGUAACCAUCAAGUUGUCGAGAUGAGCUACCAGAAGCUCAAACAGUUCGACAAGCUCUCCUUCCUUUACCUCGCCACCGGUGACCACUCGAAGUUAGCUAGGAUGGCUAAGAUUGCUGAGCACCGUGGUGACUUUACGUCGCGCUUCCAGAACGCUCUGUACCUAGGAGAUGUCGAGGACCGUAUUCAGAUGUUCAAGGAGAUUGACCUCUACCCCCUGGCGUACAUGACUGCCAAGUCUCAUGGACUGGAGGAAGAGUGCCAGGCUAUCCUCGAGGCUACCGGCCUUACUGAGGACCAGAUCUCCGUGCCCAAGCUUGGAGAACCUCUGGCGCCCGGGAAGCCGGUUGUGCCCACGUACAAGGCCAACUGGCCCACGAAGGCUGGCUCGCAGUCGUUCUUCGAGAAGGCCCUCCUCGGACAGGUCGAAGGACUGUCGCUGGAUGACGAGCCUGCCGCUAACGGGAUACACGAUGAGAUGGAAAUUGACGGUGCCACCAAGGCCAGCGGAGCUCUUGUGGACGACGAUGAGGAUGCAGCCGGAUGGGACCUUGGUGACGAUGCGGUCCCUGAGGUGGAGAGCGACUUUGUCAACGUCGAUAGCGCCGAGGCAGGUGGUGCCGGCAGUAGUGAGGCUGACCUCUGGGCACGCAACUCGCCGCUUGCGGUGGACCAUGUGGCCGGAGGCUCGUUUGAGUCUGCCAUGCAGCUACUGAACCGCCAAGUCGGCGCCGUCAACUUCGCGCCGCUCAAGCCUCGCUUCCUUGAAGUCUACCAGUCCUCCAAGACGUUCCUCCCCGCGUCGGCAGGCCUCCCUCCACUCAUCAAUUAUGUCCGCCGCACCCUGGAUGAGACAGAUCUACGCCAGGUCCUCCCCAUUGUUCCCCGCGACCUGGAGCAGCUGGCCGCCAACGACCUUCAAAAGGGAUACGACUCUAUGAAGACGAACAAGCUCGAAGAUGGUGUCCAAAUUUUCAAGGGCAUCCUGCACGCCAUCCUCGUGAACUCUGUAUCGAGCGAGGAUGAGGCCGCAGAGGCAAAGAAGCUGAUCACUUCCGCCAGCGAAUAUACAGUGGCCAUGGGCAUCGAGCUAGCCAGGAGGAAACUGGGAAGCGCCGAGGAGGUGGCCAAGAACCCCGAGGCCCUGAAGAAGAGCUUGGAGCUCUCGGCUUACUUCACCAUCCCCAAGAUCGAGGUGCCGCAUCGCCAGCUGGCUCUCCUGAGCGCCAUGCAGCUGGCCAUGAAGAAUAAGAACUACAACUCGGCCCUCAGCUUUGCCAACCGUAUCAUCGCCAACGGAGGAUCCGGCAAGAUUGUUGAGAACGCCAAGGCCAAGAAGGCUCAGUGCGAGCGCAAUCCACACGAUGCCUUGGAAAUCGAGUUUGACCACUUUGCCGAGUUCGAGGUCUGCGCUGCCAGCCACACGCCCAUCUACAGCGGAACGGCGUAUGAGGAAUGCGCCUUUGACGGGUCCAAGUACCACACCAAGUACAAGGGCAGCGUUUGCAGGGUGUGCGAGGUUUGCGAGAUUGGAAAGCAUGGUAGCGGCCUGAAGCUUUUCGCCUAG
This is a messenger RNA of Geosmithia morbida, 3654 nucleotides long. Its product is annotated as coatomer subunit alpha. The record is from RefSeq and is a predicted model, not a curated record. Gene Ontology annotation, cellular component: COPI vesicle coat. Gene Ontology annotation, molecular function: structural molecule activity; protein binding. The coding region runs from base 1 to 3654 and encodes 1217 amino acids. The transcript is spliced from 6 exons. Gene Ontology annotation, biological process: intra-Golgi vesicle-mediated transport; endoplasmic reticulum to Golgi vesicle-mediated transport; retrograde vesicle-mediated transport, Golgi to endoplasmic reticulum. Lineage: Eukaryota; Fungi; Ascomycota; Sordariomycetes; Hypocreales; Bionectriaceae.